Molecule: messenger RNA, 4336 nt
Organism: Porites lobata
Lineage: Eukaryota; Metazoa; Cnidaria; Anthozoa; Scleractinia; Poritidae
Source: the annotation of a GenBank genome assembly
AUGGCCGCUCGCAAUAGAAAAAAAAGAAAAAUUGAAGAUAAUGAAACUGGAGUCCCGUUUGCGUGUGGAUUUCAUCGUCCAACUCCAAAGCAAAGCCGAAAAGCGAUAGGGGUAUUUCCUAUUCCUACAAUUUUAGAGCCUGGACCAGAAAACUUGCAUUUUCGAGAAAUUCCAAGCCCUAAAUGUGAAGAUGAUUGGUUAGCUCAGUAUAACGAGGAAGGACAGUCAUUUAAAUACUUUUUGAAAACAAACCCUUGGAUCUCAGGAAGAAGAGUAAAGUAUGCAAAGCAAAAAUUCAUCCCAGAUGGUAAAAAUCUAAAAGAGAGAUACCCAGAUGGAAAAAUUUAUGUACAGCCUCUAGGAGAUUUUGAUGACGGUAACAAUUCAGACUGUUCACCUUGCAUUCAUGAUCUAGCAGACUACACAGAACGCUUUUAUGCGUUACCUGUCGUUGUUUUACCAGAAAUGAAGCUUAAGAUCCCUACAAAGAAAGGUAAAUGUGCAUGCACCUUGAUACUUACUGGAGGGCUAGAGAUGAGAUAAAUGGGGGCUAGCUGAAAUGAGUUGUGGGCUAGUACAUGCUAGCUACAGCUUGCCCAAAUGGCAGGCUGUAAAACUGACUUUCUUUGCACCCUGAUUGUGCAAGAUAUAUAAGAACAACAACAAAGUCCUUAUCAUAGACAUAACAGCAACUGGUAAUGGGAAUGGUGAAAGCAAAGAGAGAGAGAAUCAGGAAACAUAUCACGAAAUUGCUGGGCCAAAAACAUAGUGUAUCUUGGCUUUGGAGAACUGCACUAAUGCUAAAAGUAUAUCUAUAUAUUAUGAAAACUACCCUAUAAUAAUUACACAAAAAUCAACUUAAAAUGUACAUUAUAUAACUAAAAUAUGUUCUAUCACAACUCCCUCAAGGCAAACCCCCGUUCAAGGCAAAGACAGGGCAGACUUAAAAGAGUUGAGAUUUAUCUCAUCUUUAAGCACAUUUUCUAAGCCAUUCCACAUGACUGCUCCCCUAUAGCUAAAAGCCCGCUUAGCAGCUUCAGUAUAGUGCCUAGGUACAAAAACAUUGUUCGAGGCACCUCGUACAUCGUAGGAAUGAAUCCUGGAGGUUGGUUCGAACACGUUCUUUAAACUCUCAGGGCAAAGGUUAUUCAGACAUUAAUAACUGGUACGUAAUGAAUCGACCAGUUUAUGUUACAGCUUUCCCUCCACUCAAAUUGAUAGCUGUCUCAUUUCAUAAAAAAUAAUUCGUCUUCCACAGUCACCUCCAAAAUCACAUCUGUUGGACUGUUACACAAUAUUAGAUUUCUCCCUAUAGUUAGUAAUAUAUUAGUUGUCGUUUUCAGGAACUAUAUACCAACUUUAUAUACCUGUUACCCAGUAAUUAUUUAUUUCAAUUUUUAUUAGGCAGUGUCAUAUGCUGGCAAGAUGACCCAUCAGAAGAAACAAACACUAGAAAAAGUUCUAGAGUGCUCUCAAAACAGCGGGAACUGAACCACCGUUUGUCUCAUGGUACACUAAAAAUUAGUUAAUAAGUCAGUAUAUAAUAAAUUUAGUCAGUAACCUUUUAAGUCCCAAUUUCUGCGUAUCAAUUCUCCAGACUGAUCUUCAUACAGUUUACCAAGAAUACAGAAGUUGAGAGAAUUGGCCACAACAUCAAUAAAAACUCAAAUAACCAUUACCCUUGAUUUUGUUUAGGUCACAUACAGCUGAAAGUGGACAGUAUCCAUGCUCUCCUCAGAAAGCUGAUUCCUGAUGAUGCUCUUUGUCUGAUUGGUUUGACCAUGGCAGAUCCCUAUGAGGAUGAUAGUGAUUUGUUUGUGGCAGGACUUGCAGCUGGAAACCAAAGAGUAGCUGUAGGUAUAAGAGGGUGGGUGAAUAGGGGUAUGCAAAACUGCCGAUCUGUUAUGAUUUAUUAACCAAAUUCGCCAAUAAAAUUUUGCCCUGAAUUCGAAAUCUGGGCAAAAAUAUUUUUAUUACAAGCAAAGUCCAAAAUCCGGGUCCAGUCCGCAGCAAUUGCAAAAAUCUGCAUACAAGGCAAAAAUAUUUUCAAAAUCUGCCGAUCCAUUGGCCUAUUCGCCCCCCACGUAUGCUAAUAACAAUAUUAUUGAAUGUGGCUGAGUAUGAUCUGACAAAAUUAUACAAUUUGAGGAAGGAGUGUGUUAUUGGCCUCAGCAAAUAACACACUCUGAGAUCAGCAUAAUUCUUUACAUCAUACGAAUGUCGAAUCAAUGAUUGUUGUGUUAUUCAUUUAGAAAAACUAUUACUUUAAAAACACACGUACCUCUAUCAGUGUUAAUGGUCCCUCUUCAUUUGCCUGUUCCUGGGCAAAUUAUACAUUUAUGUAUAAACUAAGAUGCUUCUAAUAUUUCUGUGUAGGCACAAUCAAUGCUAAAAUGACAAGUCAUGUACAAAUUGGUAAUGUGGUUCAAAAUGACAUAAUUUUAUAUCUACAUCAUCUCUAAUUUAAUCGUCAAGGAUUCUUUAUAAUAAUAAUAAUGGAAUUUAUAUAGCGCUUAUACAUCGCUGUUCUAAGCGCUUAAAAAACAGUUACCAAUGUUUUUAUUUUACGGUGAUCAUAAUAUCAUCUCUUUUAUUUUACAAAUAUUUCUAAGGUGUUUAGCUUUGCAAGAUAUAAUCCAUGUUUGGAAUUUUCCACUGAACACUGGUACAGCAUCUGGCCUUCCAAACAAAUUGAUCUAAAAACGAAGAGACAAAUGGUUUUGCAGGUAGCACACUUCAUGUUUUAGAUUAUUAGUAAUAAGAUUGUUUACAUUACAACUGCCCCCACUGUGAAGCUUAGUUCCAUCAUGUUCCAUCUCUGGCACAGGUUACUUCCUGAGCAAUAAGUACAAAAACAAGCUAUUCUCAAUGAAGCGCAAGUGUGCUGCCUACCAAAAAAUUUUUUCAUAGAGCUAACAUACCUUUUUAUUGUCUGUCUAUAGCGAAGCUGUAAGCUGUUGGUGCAUGAAAUUGCUCACUUGUUAGGGAUGGAUCACUGUAUUUGGUAUUUAUGCUGUAUGAAUGGUUCAGGACAUCUCAGUGAAGAUUUUGGUACGUAAAAGUGUUAUUUACUCUGAACUUUCUGCCAUUAUGAUUGACAGACUCUUGACAGUCAUCUCUCUUAGGUGGGAAUUCCCACCUUGACUUUUCCCCUGCCAUUCUUCAGUCAUUUUUUAUAUACAAAUAAAGAUACGCUCUCCAUGAGCAGAGUGUUACUGUUAUUAAUUUUUUUCCAACAGCUCAACCAAUCUACCUUUGUCCUGUUGAUUUACACAAGUUACAACACCUUUGCGGUUUUGAUAUUGUUGACAGAUACAGACAGGUACUUUCUUGGUUAUUAUUUCUGUUUAUAUCUUUUGAGUGUCACCUUAAACGUGAAACUGUGCUAGCAUGGCCUCUUAUUAAUUUUGACGUGUUAUUGAUAUUUUUGUAUACUUUAUUAUGCUACUAUACUGGACUGUGAAGAACAGUUUUUUCUGAGCUGGUACUAUUUUUUACUAUAAUAUCCCCGGGUCUUCUCUUAGAACUAUUGUAUGAGGCCCACAAGGAGAGAUUGAAACAGGAUGUCCCACAUUCUUUUGACUGAGUUUUUUGUUUUGUUCUUAAGCUUUUGGAAUUCUUCAAAAGACAUGAUAUGAAAGAAGAGGCAGAGUGGUAUCAGUCAAGACUUGAGUUCAUUGAUAAUGAAAGUUAAAGACUGCGGAGUUCUAACCCUGAGUAGAAGUUGUAUCAGCUACAGCUCUGAUAGCUGUCCAAAUAACAGGCACUGACAUCUUGUAAAUACUGAGAAAUCAUCCCCUGUAUUUGAUAAAAGAAAACAAAUUGAAAGAGCGAGCUAUUUUUUUUCUUUAUAACGAACGCGCUAAACGCCAUCUACAACUCUCACUUGCCUGACUUGAUUCCGAUUGAGUUCAGUUAAUUCAACAGCAUUACUUAUCCGUUAGCCGGAGGGUCCACUUACGUCUUCGUGCGUAAAUAUGAAAUACUCAUAAUCUUAAAGUCCCUAAAAUUUCAAUUUAAAAGAUACGCCGCGCUUGAAAGGACGUCUAGAAUAGGCUUCUAAAGUUCAAGUACGUCUCUGCAAAAGUCCGUCACUUCGGCUGUACUAAUGAAUCUGUAAGUAAUUAUCAUUAUUUUGUUUAUAUUAUUGACUUUUCCUUUCAUGUGCAAAACUUAGGGAUUGUGAGAGAUUUCAGUGCUAAUCAUUAUGUUAAUCGAGCAGUCACAUAUUUGUGAUUGUUAUGUGAUAGGUAUGACAUUUAUAAAUACUCUGAAGACUUAUUCAUGAUGAUAACCGAAGGUACUAAUUAUACUUUAAAUAGGAAAUAAGGAUAUC